AUGGUCGACGUCAUGGAUUCCAAGCACAAGUCGUCGCGCAUCAAGGAUCUGGUCCAGUUCCUCGCUUCGACGCAGGGUGACCUCUCCAACAUUACAGCGCCUCCCAUGUUCCUCGCACCGACGUCUGUCGUUGAAGUCGGUCGCUGCUGGGCCGAGCAUCCAGCCAUCUUUGCAGCGCCGGCGCUGGAGCCUGACCCAGCGCGGCGCGCCCUUCUCGUGCUGACGCACAUGCUGUCAUCGCUGCGCUCGCAGCUCUACAUUGACGGAUCGCCGACCGUGUCGAUCAAGAAGCCCCUCAACGCCUUUCUCGGCGAGCUCUUCCUCGCGUCCUUUGUCGACGCGCCGGCCAAGGCGACGACGACGCUCGUCGCGGAGCAGGUCUCGCACCACCCGCCCAUCACAGCCAUGCACGUGUCGGACACGGCCAACGGCAUCCGCGCCGACGGCUACGCGCGCGUCGAAAUGUCCUUCUCCGGCACCGUCGACAUCCGCCAGGUCGGCCACGCCGUGCUGCACAUUGACCGCUACGCCGAGGACUACCUCAUCCCGCUGCCGGCCGUCCAGGUGCGCGGCUUCCUCGGCGGCCGCCUCUACCCGGAGAUGACGGGCGUCUACACCAUCCCGUCGUCGGGCGCCUACGUGUCGCAGAUGCGCUUCUCGGGCGCCGGCCUCUGCUGGGGCGGGCGCAAAAACGGCUUCACGGCCGUCGUCUUCCGCCGCGACGACCCGCGCCGCGCACCCGUCUACAGCCUCGAGGGCGUGUGGUCCGACGCGUGGACGGUGCGCGACGCCCGCGGCGACGUCGUCGACACGUUCCGCCUCGACGAGGCGACCGUCGCGCCGCUCGACAUGGCGCCGCUCGACGCGCAGGAUCCGUGGGAGUCGAAGCGCGCGUGGCGGGACGUGGCGGCGGGGCUGCGCGCGGGCGACGUGCGCGCGGCCGUCGCCGCCAAGACGGAGCUCGAGAGGGCGCAGCGCGAGAUGCGGGCUGCCGAGGCCGACGAGGGCCGCACGUGGACGCCGCUGCUGUUCCGGAGCGCGCCCGGCGCCAAGCACGACGUCUUCCACCGGCUUGCGGAGGGCAUGGAGGGGUGGGAGCACCUGUAUGACGACAGGACCAAGGGCGUCUGGAGGGUGGACGAGGCUGCGCUCGCGACGCAGAGGCCGUUCAGGGGCGAGCUGACGCCGCUGGGGUAG
Molecule: messenger RNA, 1197 nt
Organism: Verticillium dahliae VdLs.17
Lineage: Eukaryota; Fungi; Ascomycota; Sordariomycetes; Glomerellales; Plectosphaerellaceae
Product: kes1
Exons: 2
Coding region: 1-1197 (398 amino acids)
Biological process (GO): maintenance of cell polarity; endocytosis; exocytosis
Cellular component (GO): intracellular membrane-bounded organelle; cytosol; membrane
Molecular function (GO): oxysterol binding
Source: RefSeq, a predicted model, not a curated record